Messenger RNA from Nannospalax galili (Upper Galilee mountains blind mole rat), 2364 nucleotides. It is a transcript of the gene Tat, whose product is annotated as tyrosine aminotransferase. Bases 117 to 1481 code for a protein of 454 amino acids. NCBI's taxonomy places the organism in Eukaryota, Metazoa, Chordata, Mammalia, Rodentia, Spalacidae. The record is from RefSeq and is a predicted model, not a curated record. Gene Ontology annotation, molecular function: pyridoxal phosphate binding; L-tyrosine:2-oxoglutarate transaminase activity. The transcript is spliced from 12 exons. Gene Ontology annotation, biological process: aromatic amino acid catabolic process; biosynthetic process.
CUAUUUUAGAAGUCAGGUUUGCAUCUGAGUUCACUGUCACAGGACUUGUCAGAGAGAACUUUUAGAUUUGGCUGUGUGGAGGCCACUUCUCCUUCACGUGGAAGACUUUACCAGCAAUGGACUCCUACGUGAUUCAGAUGAAUGACAGCAACAGCCCGCCUGCAGUUUUGGAUGUGCAUGUCAGCAUGAGUGGGAGAAGCUCGGUGCCAGGAAAAAUGAAAGGCAGGAAAGCCAGGUGGUCUGUGAAACCUUCUGACAUGUCCAAUAAAACCUUUAACCCCAUCCGGGCCAUUGUGGACAGCAUGAAGGUGAAGCCCAAUCCAGUCAAGACCAUGAUUUCUCUGUCAAUUGGAGACCCUACUGUGUUUGGAAACCUGCCUACCGACCCCGAAGUUACCCAAGCAAUGAAGGAUGCUCUGGACUCGGGGAAAUACAAUGGUUAUGCUCCAUCCAUCGGCUACCUAUCCAGUCGGGAGGAGGUCGCUUCCUACUACCACUGUCCAGAGGCACCACUGGAAGCUAAGGAUGUCAUUCUGACAAGUGGCUGCAGUCAGGCCAUUGAGCUUUGUUUAGCUGUGCUGGCUAAUCCUGGACAAAACAUCCUGAUCCCAAGACCCGGUUUUUCCCUCUAUAGGACUUUGGCUGAAUCUAUGGGAAUUGAGGUCAAGCUCUACAAUCUAUUGCCUGAGAAGUCUUGGGAAAUUGAUUUGAAACAACUGGAGUCUCUGAUUGAUGAAAAAACAGCUUGUCUGAUCAUCAAUAAUCCAUCAAAUCCCUGUGGCUCAGUGUUUAAGAAGAGUCACCUUCAGAAGAUUUUGGCAGUGGCUGCAAGACAUUGUGUCCCCAUCUUAGCUGAUGAGAUCUAUGGUGACAUGGUGUUUUCGGACUGCAAAUAUGAACCACUAGCAACCCUCAGCACCAAUGUUCCCAUCCUGUCCUGUGGUGGGCUGGCCAAGCGCUGGUUGGUUCCUGGCUGGAGGUUGGGCUGGAUCCUCAUCCAUGAUCGAAAAGACAUCUUUGGCAAUGAGAUUCGAGAUGGGCUAGUAAAGCUGAGCCAGCGGAUUUUGGGACCAUGCACCAUCGUCCAAGGAGCUCUAAAAAGUAUCCUCCGUCGCACCCCUCAAGAGUUCUACCAUGAUGCUUUAGGUUUCCUCAAGUCGAAUGCAGACCUCUGCUAUGGGGCGCUGGCUGCCAUUCCUGGACUCAAGCCAGUCCGCCCUUCUGGAGCCAUGUAUCUUAUGGUUGGAAUUGAGAUGGAACAUUUCCCAGAAUUUGAGAAUGAUGUGGAGUUCACGGAGCGGUUAGUUGCUGAGCAGUCUGUCCACUGCCUCCCAGCAACGUGUUUCGAGUACCCAAAUUUCUUCCGAGUGGUCAUCACAGUCCCUGAGGUGAUGAUGCUGGAGGCUUGCAGCCGGAUCCAGGAGUUCUGUGAGCAGCACUACCACAGUGCUGAAGGCAGCCAGGAGGAGUGUGACAAAUAGUCCCUCAUCCAUUCUCCUUAAGAUUCAUCUGAUCGAGGAGAGCUGAACCCUGGCUGCUGCUCCUCAGAGAGUCACAUGUCUCUUCUGGGAGAGGGACCUCAAAAGUGCCACAUCAAGAAUUGAGGAUUAUUUCUGCUCUUCCCCAGUUGCAUUCAAUCUACACUCGGAACCCCAAAUUCUUCUUCCACCUGCUCUCCUGGAGUGACUCCCUAGUUCAUUUACCUGCACCCUGCCCCCGCCUGUGUGAUUUCCUUUUCUCUUGAGAGUUGGGGCAAAUGGGAAAACAAGAGCACAGGAUGGGAACUUGCACUCACAACCAUUUCCUUCUGCUCUAAUUAAGAGCCUCCUUUCCAGUCAAGUCUGCAGCCCACCUCUAUUGCUGCCUCAUGUUAGGCAUACCUCACUUUUUUUGUAAUAGAGAAACCCCAGGAAAGAAAUGGCCACAUGAAUUUGGUUCAUUAUAUUCUAAACACAUUAGGAAAUUUGUUAUUUAAAGGAUCCUUGACAGAAAACUUUUUGUGUAUAUUUUUUUGUAAACACUUAUUUGUGAUGAAACUAAGUAUCAACUUUCUAACUGAUCAACUUCCCAAGCUUAGAUUUGUAUGUAUCAGGUUUUCCCCAGAUGAGAACACAUCUCACUUUAAGAGACCAGAUAACUUCCCAGAAAUAUUGCUGCAUAAAGGCUAGAAGUAUCCUCAUUUAUCCUUGUUAUGGAAUCAUGAUAAUUUUUGCUGCCAUGUUAAUAUUGACUUAUUAAUAUUUGUUAUAUUAUCUUUUCAUAUAUUUUCUAAGAAGCAUUUAUAUUAUAAGAUCUUUUAUUUUGUCAAGGGCAUAAAUUAUUGUUUUUUGUUUUUUUUUUGGUAAAUAAAGUUUAUCAAGUAUG